AUGCGAAAUAAGAUUGGAGGAGAUUUUGUGAGGCCAGCUGUAACUCGCUUUGCCACUUCAUUUCUCACAUUGGCAAGCCUGCAUAAGAACAGGAGUGGAUUGAGGAAUUUAGUUGUUAGUGAUGAAUGGCAUGCUACCAGUUUCUCUACCACUCUUGAAGGCCGGCGAGUUGAGAACAUUAUCCUUUCAAUGCCAUUUUGGAAUAAAGUGGAAUUAUGCCUAAGAGCUUCACAACCACUUCUUGUAGCUCUAAGGAUAGCAGAUGGAGAUGAGACACCAGCAGCUCCUGAGAUUAUGGCAGCCAUGGAUGUUGCAAAGGCUGCAAUUAAGGAUUCUUUGCAACGCAAACUAGAUUUACUCAAAGAGGAAAAGGAUAGGAGACAAGCAGGAAGGCUGAGAAUCAUGUUUAAUCAAGUUAUGUGGAAGAUGGUGACUGAUGAUGAGGAGAAGAACAAGAUAAGCAAGCAGGCAGAAGACUAUGUCCAUAUAAAAAAGAGAAAUCGAUUAGAGCACCAAAUGUUAAAUAAGUUGGUAUAUGUCAGUUACAACCGCAAGAUGGAAAAUAGAUUUAAAAAAAAUAGAGAGCUGGGUUCCAAAGGAAAGAUAUGCAAUCCACUCUUGCUUGAUGAAUUUCAUUGGGAAAAUGAAUGGGUCAAUGAAAAUUGUGAACCAGAACCAGUUCAGGAAGGUGGUGGCGAUGCUAUGACUUGGGCUAUUGUGGAUGAGGCUAUUGGUGCAACUCAGGGUCUAGAGGGACGUAACUUGCCUAGGGCUGCUGCUACUCGUGCUGCUGUUGCUGCCCUUGUGAGGCAUACUUAUGCUAGGAACAGGAAGCGUCCAAGGAACACAGUGACUCUGACUCAAGAUAUUGAUGAAGUUGAUGAUGAAGACCAAGAUCAGCAUGUAGAUUCAGCAAUAGCAAUGGAGGAGGAUGAAGAAUCUGCACCAACUAAAACUAGAGAUGGACCAACUGGAGAUGGAGAUGGAGGCUUCACUUUUAAUGUUGAUUUGCUUAAUUAG
This is a messenger RNA of Miscanthus lutarioriparius, 1020 nucleotides long. NCBI's taxonomy places the organism in Eukaryota, Viridiplantae, Streptophyta, Magnoliopsida, Poales, Poaceae. The record is from the annotation of a GenBank genome assembly.